Aspergillus caelatus is the source of this 2952-nucleotide messenger RNA. RefSeq names its product putative DNA mismatch repair protein. Lineage: Eukaryota; Fungi; Ascomycota; Eurotiomycetes; Eurotiales; Aspergillaceae. Gene Ontology annotation, cellular component: MutLalpha complex. The coding region runs from base 1 to 2754 and encodes 917 amino acids. The record is from RefSeq and is a predicted model, not a curated record. The transcript has 2 exons. Gene Ontology annotation, molecular function: mismatched DNA binding; ATP-dependent DNA damage sensor activity; ATP hydrolysis activity. Gene Ontology annotation, biological process: mismatch repair.
AUGCCGAUCACGGCUCUUCCCCAGACCACCGUCCGGGCGAUUGGCUCAACAUCUGUAAUAUCGGACCCGUGCUCGGUUGUGAAGGAGCUGUUAGACAAUUCCUUAGAUGCUUCUGCAACAUCUAUAAGCAUUGAGAUAUCUUCGAACGCAAUUGAUGUGAUUCAAGUAAAAGAUAACGGACAUGGAAUCCCUUCCGGUGACCAUGCUUUAGUUUGCAAGCGCACUUUUACUAGCAAGAUCCAAACCGUUGAAGAUCUUUGGACCCUUGGAGGGAAAUCUUUAGGAUUUAGAGGGGAAGCUCUUGCUAGCGCUGCCGAAGUAUCAGAUAGCGUGACUAUCACAACUCGGGUUGAGGAAGAGAUGGUUGGCACCUCCAUCAAGUAUGGAAGGAAUGGGGAACUUAUCAGCUCUCAGCGUGCAUCGCAUCCUGUGGGCACGACAGUCCGUAUAACUAAUCUUUUCAAGCACAUUCCUGUUCGAAGACAAUCUGCUUCAAAGAGUGCCAUGAAGACUUUAACGCGAAUCAAAAAGCUUAUACAGAUAUAUGCUAUGGCACAACCUUCGAAACGACUUUCAUUAAAGGUUCUAAAGGCUAAAAACGAAAACAAUAAUUGGAUCUACGCUCCUGGGCGGGACGCAACUAUCACAGACGCGGCAUUGAAGAUUGCCGGCACUGAUGUCAGUUCCAGUUGCGUCUUGAAGAAAUGGCCUUCUGACGACGAUGUAAACUCCGAGCAGCCCCAAGAGGAGCAUACCUCCGGGUUUGUACUCCUCGCCUUACUACUGAAUCUCGACACCGGUAUUUCGUGUUGUAUUCCUUCCUAUCCCUCGAUACAAUGGCUAACCAUAGCAGACUGCACAAAGGUGAGCAGCGCUGGCCAGUACCUCACUGUCGAUGGCAGGCCCAUAUCCAGCUCUCGAGGCAUAGGACAAGAUAUUUCCAAGUUAUACAAAUAUUAUCUUCGUUCGGCUCUUUCCCGCAGUGAGGACAGUCCGUCCAUAACUGAUCCGUUCCUCUGUUUGCAUGUUCAAUGCCCUCAAGGAAGUUAUGACGUCAAUAUAGAGCCGGCAAAAGAUGAUGUUCUAUUCGAAGAUUCCCAAAGGCUACUUUCACUUGUGGAGGACCUCUUUCAGAGUGUGUACGGCGAAAAUGAGCCUCAACACAAGAAGCGACCGACCUCUACAAAAGGGAAGGGCACUUUGUCUGAUAAAGAUUCAUUUGACCUGCUUUUGACUCGAAGAAGCCCAUCUGAAGACUCGCCAUCUGCGGAUACGAACUCGGGAUCUUAUACGGCUCGCUUUGCUACAGCUCACUCUCUUGCUCAGUCAGCGGGGCCUCCGCCUUCUUCGCACGUUACGAAUGGCCAGUGCUCAGCCUCUUCUCAGACAAGUCAAGUAUCAGGUAUCGACAGCCGCAGAGGGUCUACAGACCGCGAGUUCUUGAACCCUUGGUCUAUAACAAGGUGCAACCCUCCAUUUCGCAAAGCCGGUGAAAGUCAGACCAGAAAUACAACAGACCAUCGGCCGCCCAUAGAUGACCACGUGCACGUAUCUAAAGAGGGACGCAGGGGGUCACAAGAAACGCCGCGACGGUGCUCGGCCGGCUCCUUUUUACCCAGGCCAACCACAUCAACUCCGUCAGCGUCGAGUUCUCCGUCAGAUUUGCGAUGCUUUCAGACGGGCCAGGCGUCUCCCACAAGUCGUGGUUGCGAUGAGGCCACGAGGGCUUCAAGGCAACGAGCCAGGGAAAAGUAUGGUAACGGAGCUCUGGACACCUGGUUCGGGAAGACUACUCAAGUAGCAAUCACCCGGAUAGCUACUGAGGGGUCAUCGGAUGACGAUCAGGAAGAACCUCCUUUGAGUCAACUAGCGCAUGAACGCUUUUGUUCUCAAGAGCAAUCUUCGCCCGAGUCAUCCGAAAUCGCAAGCCGCACAAUGCCCAUUAGGCGAGGCUCCGCUACCAACGCCCUCGAGAGCUCGGCUUUCUCGAGUACUCAACCCCCAAAUCAUAUCUCUAGGGUAUCGCCACAGCGCCCAGCUUCAGAAAUAAGAGAACGGCGUCAAGAAUUUCCUGUUCUUGAACAGUGGUCUUCCAGACUGCAUAGCCUUGCUAAGGACGGCCCAAAAUCAGAUUUGGAGACCGCUCUUGAUUUCGAGCAUCGAAAGAAACAAGCCAUCCAGCAACGACGGGAGAUUAUCAAGGGUCGCUCAAAACCGCCUGCUUCGACUAACUCGCCGCAUUUGAGCAGGUACCUUGCUGCGCGUGCUGCUCUCCGUCCCGAAUCCAACGACUCAACUCAUAACUUGAAUUCACUAACUUCCGCAGAGGUUACGACAAGACCAAUCUUAAACCCUCAUGACCCACGAUCAUACCUCAUACGACAUCAGGACGCAAGCCCACAGGAUGAAGUACCGAGGGAUAACAAGGUUCGGCGUAUUAACACGAACAAAUUACCAUUCGAAAAAAUACCAGAAGGCUAUGAAUUGCACAAUAUAGGAAUCAAUCUAUCUGCUACGCUCCCAGUACUUUCAACAUUAUCAGGAGAAUUAUUUAAGAGCGAUUUAUAUACCCAAUGUGGAGAGCAGUUUGAAGCAUUUUCUGCUUGUGACCUACAAUCUGAUCUCCUUACGCUAUGGACGUCUAGAUUGUCCGCCUUGCUCAAAAGCAAGUACAAGGCCAAAGAGGGAUCUAGUGAUCCUACUCCUCAAUUUGACUUUUCUUCCUUGACCGAGACUAGUGAUGGUCAUAAUUAAUGCAUCUUAUUCAUGUGUUUGUACAUCGAAGCAGCACAACUUGACAACUUUUUAACCUCUUGUCAAGGCGACUUCAAAGCGAGGCGGUGAUGCAUACAUGUGUUUAUCUUCCUGUUUACUUUGGCGCGAGUUCUCGGAUAUUCCAAGAAAGUGGGUGACAUUAAACCAAGAAUACGAUCUGGUCUCAAACUCUGAACA